GACAGGAAAAAGGCACCACCAUAAAAGGACGCCUGCUCAAUCACUCUUAAAGCAACAUGCCCCGCUUAGAUAACUCCAGUCUGGGCAAACACGGACUGCCACAACGGAGGCCCUAGCUACCUUCUGAUAUUUCUUUAAGGACUCAUGAGACAGCCGCUUCUCAAAGGAUUGGAGAGAGCACCACACAGAAGGACCCAACAUGAUCACUCCUCAGGCCCAUAUGAGGUCCUUACCAGACACGAUUUGAAGGUUUUAUUUGUAUACUGUGAGGACUUGUCUAUUGACACACCACACCACAGGCAGAGCCCAGUGCCAGUGAGCAUCCCUCUUCUCUGUCAGAAGUGAACAGAGAUCUGGUCGUCUAGCACCAGGCUCAGGUUAACACAGAUCAGAUACUGUGUAACUGUGACUACUGCUGGAUACAGAAAUGGCUAACAAUUUUACUACACCGCUGGCAACUUCUCAGGGCAAUAACUGUGAUCUCUAUGCACAUCAUAGCACAGCCAGGAUAUUAAUGCCUUUGCAUUACAGCCUAGUCUUCAUCAUUGGGCUGGUGGGAAACCUGCUGGCCUUGGUUGUCAUUGUUCAAAACAGAAAAAAAAUCAACUCGACCACUCUCUAUUCAAUGAACUUGGUGAUUUCUGACAUCCUGUUUACCACUGCUUUACCUACUCGGAUAGCCUACUAUGCGCUGGGCUUUGACUGGAGGAUAGGUGAUGCCCUGUGCCGGAUAACUGCUCUGGUGUUCUAUAUCAACACGUAUGCAGGUGUGAACUUCAUGACAUGCUUGAGCAUAGACCGCUUCUUCGCUGUGGUACAUCCUCUACGCUACAACAAGAUUAAAAGAAUCGAAUAUGCAAAGGGUGUUUGUGUAUUUGUCUGGAUUCUGGUCUUUGCUCAAACACUGCCACUGCUCCUCAACCCUAUGUCCAAGCAGGAGGGAGACAAGACUACUUGCAUGGAAUAUCCCAACUUUGAAGGGACAGCGUCUCUGCCAUGGAUUCUGCUUGGAGCCUGCCUGCUGGGCUACGUGCUACCUCUCACAGUCAUUCUCCUGUGCUACUCUCAGAUCUGCUGCAAACUCUUUAGGACUGCCAAGCAGAACCCACUCACCGAGAAAUCUGGUGUGAACAAAAAGGCUCUCAACACAAUUAUCCUUAUCAUCGUCGUGUUCAUCCUGUGCUUCACACCCUACCAUGUGGCCAUCAUUCAGCACAUGAUAAAGAUACUCUGUUCCCCUGGAGCCCUAGAGUGCGGGGUGAGACAUUCCUUCCAGAUCUCUCUGCACAUCACAGUGUGCCUGAUGAACUUCAACUGCUGCAUGGACCCUUUCAUAUACUUCUUUGCAUGUAAAGGGUACAAGAGAAAGGUCAUGAAGAUGCUCAAACGUCAAGUGAGCGUGUCAAUCUCCAGUGCAGUGAGGUCAGCCCCUGAAGAGAAUUCACGGGAAAUGACAGAAUCUCAGAUGAUGAUCCAUUCCAAGGCUUCCAAUGGAAGGUAAAGGCACCUGGGACUUCACAGCACAGCAAGCUGCGGGACAGGCUCUGCCCACCAACUGUUCUGCUCCCAAUCAGGAUGCCUUCCAGUUGUCCUCCCUGGGCACGACUUCCCACUGCCGCCCCACCCACCAGCCAACACACUGAGAUCCAGACUAGAUCAAGGGAACACAAAAAAGCAAGUUCAACUUCAUGAAUGUAAUAUAAUAUAUAUAUAAAGGAAGGCUAUCAUGAUAAGUCUCAAUGUAAAAAGAAAUGCUCUGUGAAAUUACUAUUUCUUGUCAAUAGUUUGUCAAAACUGAGAAGACUAACUGCACUGUAUAUUGCCAGUGUAAAAAUGUUAAUAUUGUAAUAUAUGGAACAUAUUUCUUAAUUUACACCUCUUUCAAUUUUAGAUAUUGUCUCCUUAGUAAUAUGUCUUUGUUUCUUUCUUUGUUUGUUUGUUUUGUUCUGAGACAACUGUCUUAAGAAACAUUUUGUAGGAGAAAGAAUAGGAUCUAACUGUCAACUACCAGCAGAAGUUCCAAGUAUAAUUAGCCAGAGGUAGAUUUGAAGAGCAAUAGUUGAAAUGUAUGACAGAGGUGACUGAAGCAUCAAGCCCUCCCCAGGGAGGAGCAGCCAGGUGCCUUUGGACCACUGCACAGAAAUAUGACAGGGGCUUCCCAUAUAGGCAUCCAAUGAAAAUAUGUCCACGUGCUAUCUCCUUUUUAGGAAUAGAAAAUAUGCACACAUACUUUGUUUUCCUUGAGUCUCCAGGGGACUUUUGUUCAGGUUAGUAGUAGCUGGUAUCUACACAGCGGAGCAAUGAGGAUUACAAUUGCCAUACUUGCAUAAACAAAUCAGGAAGUUAAUGCACAAUUUAUAAAUUAGUAGUUUUCAGGAAUUUUUCCUCUUUACAAACCUUUUUAAAAAUGUAUUGUAUGUUUGCCUGAAUGCAAGUCAGUGCACCAUAUGUGAGAAGUGCCUCCAGAAGCCAGAAGAAGGUGUCAAAUUCCCUGGGACUAGAGUUACAGAUGGUUGUGUGCUGUUACGGAGGUGCUGAAAAUCAACAUGGAUCCUCUGGAAGAGUAGCUAGUGCUCUUACUGUUCUGCUAGGCUUCUCUGUACCGUUCCACCUGCUUAUACAAACACUUUAAUAUAUGCAGCAUGGCCUUCCUAAGUUCCUAAGCACUGUCUGCCUGCUCAAAUUUGCUUUGCUCCAGCCCUGAAAUUUCCCCAGUACAGUAUCUCACUUGGCAAUGAUACCAAUUUAGAUCAUACGGAAGAAACAAAACACUAUACCUUUAGCCAUAAUUUCAAUUUUUAUUGAGCUGUAUGCCCAAGAAAUAUUACAUUUUAGUAAAAUUAUCCUGUUUUGUCUUUAGAGACAGAGUCUCAUUAUAUAGUCAAAGCUGGCCUGCAGCACACUUUGUAUCUUCCUCAGGCACACACUUGGGAGGCUAAGGCAGAGAAACUGCUGAGAGUCGGGGGCUAGCCUGUACUAGGGUUAGAUUAUAUUAUAUAUAUAUAUAUAUAUAUAUUAUAUUAUACAUACUACAGCAAGCCCCGACUUCAAAAAGAAAAAUAGAAUGCCCUGUGUUGGCCUCCUGGGUGCUAUCACGCCCAGCUUGAAGCGAGCUUAAUCUCUACUACUGUACCCUUACCGAGUACAGUAAGAUUUGAAUUGUGUUAACUUCACAGAAUUAAAGCACUAACAAUACAUGGUGGGUCUGAUGGGGGUGGUGCAAGUUUGGCUCUUGAUGCAUUUCCUUACCCCAUCUAUGAACUUCCCAAGUGAGGGCAGAAAGAACAAAAUACAACACUUUGUCAGA
Molecule: messenger RNA, 3307 nt
Organism: Mastomys coucha (southern multimammate mouse)
Lineage: Eukaryota; Metazoa; Chordata; Mammalia; Rodentia; Muridae
Gene: Gpr183
Product: G protein-coupled receptor 183
Exons: 5
Coding region: 428-1501 (357 amino acids)
Biological process (GO): G protein-coupled receptor signaling pathway
Cellular component (GO): membrane
Molecular function (GO): oxysterol binding; G protein-coupled receptor activity
Source: RefSeq, a predicted model, not a curated record